AUGCCCAAAAAGCAGCUUCUGUAUGUGUUCAAAUGUGUCGAACGUUCAUAUUCCAGCGGGAAAUUGCAAGCAGAGGCUGCUAGAGGCAAGAGGAAGGCUCAGACGCAGACCAAUAGCGCAGGAACAGACGACGAAGAUGAGGGCCGUUGCCGUUCUCUCCCUGUAGUACAUCACGACGAGAUUAUAUAUCCCCCAUACACAGCGGACAUAUACAAAGAACACCCAGACGUCACCGCCCUUACCUUGGAGGCCGUUGCGAAGGUUCGCGAUUCCUUGCAGCUCCACACUACGGGCAAACAGGCGCCCCGUCCAAUUGCAUCCUUCAUCCACUUGAAGGAUUCCGUUCCGAAGGGUCUGUGGACGGCUCUGCAACGACGCGACUAUCGCCUUCCCACUGCUGUGCAGGCGGCGGCCAUCCCGGCUCUCUUAAAGGGCAGAGACUGUUUAGCUGUGGCACAGACAGGCAGCGGAAAGACCGCCGCCUACCUCAUUCCGGUCUUGACGCGCGUCGUCAGUCUAAAGGAAAAGGACCAAUGGACCACUUGCCAAGCAUCGUUUAAAGACCCGUCGAAGCAAUCCCCAGCGAAGGAGCAACGGGCAGGGCCCUCAGCUAUCAUAAUAUGCCCCACCCGGGAGCUGGCGGUACAAGUGGACGGGGAGAUCCACAGCUUUUCUCGAGGGGGAGCGGAGUUGGAUGUGAGUCGGCUGUUGAUGGCCGGAGGCUUCGACAAGACUGAACAGUUUCGAGCGCUAAGACGAGGUCCCGAUGUUGUGGUCUGCAACCCAGGACGCAUGAUCGACGUGUGCAGCCUCAAAGGUCUCGGCGGUAUUUUCCACAAAGUUGUCAUGGCGGUCGUUGAUGAGGCUGAUAAGAUGGUUCAAAUGGGCUUCGAGAGCCAGCUGAGAGAUGUCCUCUCUUCCCUCAGGCCGGACAGGGUCACAUGCAUGUUCAGCGCUACCAUGCCCCGCAAGUGCGAGGCCCUUGCCAACAAAUUUCUUCGUAACCCGAUUCGAAUUGUCGUCGGUGAGGGAGGACAGGCGGCGCAAACGGUUCACCAAAGGGUCCAGAUACUUGAGGGGGAGCAGGCGAAAUUCGACUGGCUCUCUAAGAACUUGCUAGGGCUGCUGGCGUUGUCACAGCAGCCGGAGAAGCAGCAGCAGCAGUGCGGCCCACGGCCGCCGCCUACAACUGUGGCGGAAGCAGCUGCAGCAGGAGGCGUCGUCUUUUGUAACUCGCAGCAGAGAGUGGAAGACUUAGCCUUCCUGCAGCACAGAGCACAGCAACAACAGAGGCCGCCGCAGCGCCAGCCGAGGACGCCGCGUCGCGAGCAGCAGCUGCGCGUCUUCUAG
Eimeria mitis is the source of this 1350-nucleotide messenger RNA. RefSeq lists its product as uncharacterized. The record is from RefSeq and is a predicted model, not a curated record. Gene Ontology annotation, molecular function: nucleic acid binding; ATP binding. NCBI's taxonomy places the organism in Eukaryota, Apicomplexa, Conoidasida, Eucoccidiorida, Eimeriidae.